This is a messenger RNA of Sus scrofa (pig), 1105 nucleotides long. RefSeq names its product translocase of inner mitochondrial membrane 10B (gene TIMM10B). NCBI's taxonomy places the organism in Eukaryota, Metazoa, Chordata, Mammalia, Artiodactyla, Suidae. The record is from RefSeq and is a predicted model, not a curated record.
CGCUCCUUGAGCCAACCCCUCUGCCCCUGGGGAGCCAUUGAGGUCACUUCCGGGGCGUUCCCUAGAAGCUGUAACGGAAGUGACGUAGGUUGUGCGCCGGCGGCGUGAUGGAACAGCAACAGCAGCAGCAGCAGCAGCUGAGAAACUUGCGGGACUUCCUGUUGGUCUACAAUCGGAUGACGGAACUCUGCUUCCAGCGCUGCGUGCCCAGCCUGCAUCACCGAGCUCUGGAUGCCGAGGAGGAGGCCUGUCUGCACAGCUGUGCCGGGAAGCUGAUCCAUUCCAACCACCGCCUCAUGGCCGCUUACGUGCAGCUCAUGCCUGCCCUGGUACAGCGCCGCAUCGCUGACUACGAGGCUGCCUCAGCUGUGCCAGGUGUUGCUGCUGAACAGCCAGAAGCCUCGCCAUCUGGCAGCUAGCUGUCCUCAACGCUGAGAAGGGAGGCACUGGAUGGACCCUCACGUUGAAGGAGCAGUGGACCUUGGGCAAGAUGGAGCCUGUAUGUAGAGAAUGAGGAGUUGCCUGAGAGCUAGGUACUGUUGCUCCUUUUCCUGGAGCUAAUAAACCUGCUGUAAUCUGUGCGGUUGAUAUUCUGGGCAGGGAGAAGUUGCCUUCUGUGUGUGGAAGGAAAACCUCAGCAUUCCCAGGCACCUGGUUAAAGGAAGGUCUGUGGGUACAGCUUUAAAAUUGGCAACAAGACGCUGGUUCGUGCCCAGACGGCAGAGAAAAUGGGAACUCUGUCCUUAAAUCUGUCUGACUUAAAUGGUUCGCUUAGAGAUAUUAAGGACCAUGGAUUAAGAAACCACAGGGCUUUUAGGCACUACCUCUUCGAAAGUCAGUAGCCCCAGACAGAUGAAACCUAUAGGACUUCUGGGUGUUCUAGAACGUUAACCACUCCCCCAAGUUGUUACUUUCUUAAUACUCCCAGAAAUUGAGCAGUAAAUCCUUUAAACCGAGGAGGUCUGUGUGCUCGUCUUCAGGAGCAGUCAGGGGAAAACUUGGGGAGCCAUGUUCUGCACUAUAGUCAGACUCAAGGGAGAGAAAACCACAGAAGUAGAGGGUGGUGGCUAAGGGGACAAAAAAAAAAAAAAAAAAAAAAAAAAAA